AUUUCGCGCCCAAAGCUCAGAAUUACAUGAGCUUUGCGCGAGCUUCAGCCCUUCGUUUUUCCUGCUGACGCGCCUUGACGUCGACCAGUAGAGCACGCGACUUCGAAUCGAACAGAAGGGCGAUAGUUAUACGAUGUCUAAUCACCGGCUCCCUAUGUUUACCUCCGCGGUUAUGUUGACGUUGUUGACAAUUUUCAACGGUGCUGCUGCUAGAGCGGUGAACAUCAGCAACACGUGGAUGCUACCGGAAGAGGAUUUUCCGGUGUUUUACCGAUACUUCCGAGACCGCAUAUCUUGGUAUGAGGCAGAUGCAGUGUGCCAAUUCCACCAUGCCAACCUUGUUACUGCUGAUACAUCUUCUCAAUACGAUGCCAUAAGAGCGUACCUGAAGGAAUUGGACAUAACAGACAAUGUUUGGAUUGGUUUAUCUAAGAAGUCAGAGAAUUCCGAAUUCACUUGGUCGGAUUCAAGGAUGCUGAGCAACGAAGGCCACUGGUUCGAGUCCAUCCCGCUGGGAGGAGAGCCCCUCUGUGUCACCAUGGAUCCGACGGCUGAUUUUUUGUGGAAACCGUAUUCUUGCGGAGGAUCGGAAGCCGCCUCUUUCAUCUGCGAGUUGCCAGUCCCCUCUUGGGCGUUGGGACAGAAAGGUUGCCUCCUCACGGAGCUGCCCUCCCUGACCGUCCUGUACAUUCCCGAACAAAUGGCCCUGGAAUUGACAUCUGAUUGCGGCCUGGAUGGCACCAAACGAAUCACGUGUAAAGGAAACGCAGACCGAGAAGAAAUCCUGAAGCAGCUUACUUGCGCCAUCUCCAAUGAGGAUGACUUCGACGAUAAGGUGUCCCCAAAAGUUUCCGUUUCUCCUGUUACAUCAGUGACUUCGGAAGUUACCGAAUCCUCUGCUGAUGAAUCUUCAGCUGGAUCAAAGACGACAAGGUCAUGGAUGUGGACCUCGAACACCGUGGAUGGCUACGAGAUGUCCACAAGGCACAGGCGGGAGACGGAAGAUCCUUUAAGUCCUUCUGAAACCACAAUUUAUUACAGGAAAUUGGACGUUACGGAACCGAUAGCCGCAGUGCAUGUCUCCACCGACUCGAGUUACGAUGGCGAGGUUGCAAGCACAAUUACAUCAGAAGAUCCAUUCACGAUAAUCUUCAAAGAAUCCAGCCAAAAGCUAAAAGCUGACAGCCAAGGAGAAAAACCAUCAGUUGAAUCAAUAUUUGAAAACACCCCAAGCACAAAUGACACCAAGAUAUUUUUUGAAGACAGCUCCACCAUGUCUCCUGAGAACAUAACCAUGGUUGCAGAUCAGAAAAUGGCAGAGGCACGAAAUGAUGAUAUAGGAGAAUAUCCUAGCGCCAUCAGCCAGGGUCAACUUUUCAGCAUAAUCGAAAAUGGUACAAUGUUCGAUAUCAUAGAGCUCAACGAUACAGGUAUUGAAGAAGCCAAAUCCACGAAGGUUUCACCAUCAUCAAAGGAAUUCUCUUUCUCCGAUUCAAAAGUCACUUCGUCGUCGCCAUUGACUUCCACAUCAACACAAGAAAACAAGACUUAUUCCACCACCGUGGCUUACUACAAAGAGGCCCCUCCAGAAUCCACCAGAGUCACGAAUAAAUCCUCCAAAAAAUUCGACAGAAAGUCAAAAAUCGAGUACUACAAAAAAUCCGACCCCAAAAAAAUCAACUUCCAGUCUGAGAAGGAGCAGCGCAAAAAGAAAGAGGAAAAAUUAGAUGGUCAGAGCACGAACCAUGAAGAAUUCGAUCAAGACUUGAACAAGGAAGUGGAAAUGUUUCCGGUAAUCGCAUCAGGGGGUCCAUUAGUCAAGCUCAACAGGACCCAUCGAAAAGAAUUGCCUUUAAUUGAUGAAAGUGAACGAGAAUUCUUUGAUGAAAACCCUGUUGUCGAGCUCAAUCAGGACAUAGACGGGAACAACAGGAUGGGAUACGUCGAGGAAAGUAAACACGUAGAAAUACAGAUGCAAAAAAAGCAAGACACGAAUUCCAGCGAUGUUUUCAUCGUAACGACGAAGUUCCUUGACGAGAAACUCGGUCGAAAAAACUUCCAUCACAAUGAAUCAACGACAACUUUUUCAGAACGGCAUAAUGAAACGUCACAGCAAGAUAAAGUCCCAUUGUCUGGAAGGAAUAAUAAAUUCGAGGAUGAUAAAUCUUCCACUGUUCCAAAUGAACCCGAAUCAGUUUCAAGCACAUCGGCUGAUGUCCUUAUCGACCCUAAAAUAGACCUUUUGAACAAAAACAGCUCUAGAAACAAUGACAGUGAGGCUGUACAAACCGGCACGGAUGUAGAAAAAGCUGAACCAGCCCAGGGCCAGGAGGAGAUAAUGUCGAAAUCUCUUUUGGGGGAAAUAGAGGCGAUAACUGAUGACGUGAUUGAAAACAAAACCUCCGAAAUGGGAAACCCCACUUCUGAACCAUUAAACUCCGAGCCCUUCUCCCCCAAGCUAGCCAACAGAAGGAGGAAACUGACGAACACAAAGCGGCGUUCCUUCUAUCCCUACUACUUCAGCAGGGUGUUAGGUUGAAAAGAUUGUGAUAGGUCUGGUUUGAAUUAGGUCUGUAUAGAUAAGUCUAUGUUCUCUCGGAAGCAGCACAUGUUUAUCUUAGACUCCUAUUCUAAUUGUUAUGUUUGAAGAGUGCCGAGGUGGAAGUCUUGCGAGUUUGUUGAUGAUUGUUGGAGUUCUUAGAGUUCAGUUGUCUGUCAAAUUAGAGUCAUAUAAUGUUGAGAUCUUACUAUAGCACUAAGCGUUUUGUAGGCAACCUUGGUUAAAUUAUGAAAUAGAUGUGAUGUUAUUCUUAUGAUGCUGUUGAGGUUAAGAAGAAUCUAAUCUAAUUAUUGGUAAGAAUGAAUGUGAAAAUGCAAAAUUUUUAUAUGGAUACCUAAAUGAAAUUUGGAAAUUGUUUUGGAAGAGGCAGAAGACUUGAAUAAAAGUUAAUCAAAUAUCAACAUUCAUGUCUUCAAUGAACAACAAGGUUUUAUUCAAAAUAUACAGUCAAUGAAUUGAAAUAAAUGUAAUUUGUUCAUUAUGGUUGAAGAAAUGAGAUUUUCCAAUUUGCCUGUCUCUGGUAGAAAAUCUCAUUUCGAAAGAAGAAUUAGGUUAACAAGCAUCGAAAUAGAUCCAUUACUUUCUAUCGAUUGAAAAUGCAAUUGAUUAUACCUUGAUUCACUGCCAAACUAAUCGAUUAGGCCAAAUUAAACAAGAUAUAAUCAAUUUUUUCUUGUAUGUAUGUUAUCUCUGUCUUAUGAUAAAAGCACAAAAUCUUAUAAAUGAAAUAAACAAGCACAUCAGUGAAAACAUGAAUACCCACUAAAGCUAUUGCUUAGAAUUUCAUGUAAUGUAUUCAUAAAUGUGCCAUCAAAUUUAGUUGUAGUUUUUAUGUUACAGUAGCAAGUUCAUUCUGUUCUAAAUAAUGUGCCAUCGGAGUUUUUUCCAGAAAGUGAAACAACAGAUAAUUAAGAAGAGUAAUUAAUAUCUCAUUAAAUACUACUUGAGAAAGUUGUCUCUGAAAGCUUUAUUGAAUGUUAAUAUACAUAAUAUGAUCGCUCAUUUUGCAAUUAAGAUCCAUUGUAUGGUAGGUAUAUUGCACGAAAAAUAUUUUUGUCGUGGUUACAUGAUCAUCAAUUUGUAAAAUUGUUUUCAUUAAUUUAAGCCAUCUUGUAGGAAUAUUAUAUUAUUUAUCUUCUCGAACUGUCCCUUCGCUUCCCGUCCUAUUACUGUACUCUACUGUCAAUAUGACAUAUGCAUAUAGAUCUGCUAUGUUAUGACCCGAUUAAGAAAUGUAUUUUGCACGAAAUUGUUUAUUGUUCUCCGUUAUAGAUGAAGGAGACAUAUACUCCGAUGUGCUAAUAAAAUUUUCUGAUAAA
Molecule: messenger RNA, 3879 nt
Organism: Harmonia axyridis
Lineage: Eukaryota; Metazoa; Arthropoda; Insecta; Coleoptera; Coccinellidae
Product: biorientation of chromosomes in cell division protein 1-like 1
Exons: 9
Coding region: 134-2539 (801 amino acids)
Source: RefSeq, a predicted model, not a curated record